AUGGCAGCGAACACCAGAUACGAGCCUGCUCCGCAGCGCGACUCCUUCGAGGAGCGCGCCUAUCCUCAACCCCCGCCGUCUUAUCAGGCAACGGCCGACUACUCGCAAGCAGCGCCACGCAGCGAGGACGACAAUGUUCCUGAUGAUUUCAAGUUCGGCGGCACCGUCGCGGAGGGCACCUUGCCCAUCCGUAUGCAGUUCAUCCGGAAGGUCUAUUCCAUCUUAACGGCCCAACUCCUCCUCACCACCAUCCUCAGCUCCAUCUCCUUCUUCUCCCCCAGCUACCGCCUCUGGAUCCAAUCCAACUUCUGGCUCAUGAUGGUCUCCGUCUUCGGCGCCCUAGGCUUCAUGCUCGUCACCUACUGGAAGCGCAAAUCCUACCCGGCCAACCUCCUCUUCCUAUCCGGAUUCACCCUCCUCGAAGCUUACUCCAUCAGCGUCGUAACCUCCUUCUACGAUGCCCGGCUCGUCAUCCAAGCCCUCAUCCUCACUCUCGGUCUCUUCGUCGCUCUCACCCUCUUCGCCUGCCAGACCAAGUACGACUUCACUAACUGGAUGCCCUACCUCUUCGGUGGCCUGUGGUUCCUCAUCUUGUUUGGCUUCGUGGCUGUGUUUUUCCCUGCGAAUAGCACCGUCGAGCUGAUUUAUGGGGGCCUUGCGGCGUUGAUCUUCUCCGCGUAUAUUCUUGUUGAUACCCAGUUGGUGAUGAGGCAUUAUCAUGUUGAGGAGGAGAUUGCCGCGAGCAUUUCGCUGUAUUUGGAUAUCUUGAAUCUGUUUUUGGCGAUUUUGAGGAUUCUGAAUAGUCAGAAUAAUAACUAG
This is a messenger RNA of Aspergillus tubingensis, 819 nucleotides long. RefSeq names its product Bax inhibitor-1 family protein. The transcript is spliced from 3 exons. The record is from RefSeq and is a predicted model, not a curated record. Gene Ontology annotation, cellular component: membrane. The coding region runs from base 1 to 819 and encodes 272 amino acids. NCBI's taxonomy places the organism in Eukaryota, Fungi, Ascomycota, Eurotiomycetes, Eurotiales, Aspergillaceae.